Molecule: messenger RNA, 1446 nt
Organism: Protopterus annectens (West African lungfish)
Lineage: Eukaryota; Metazoa; Chordata; Ceratodontiformes; Protopteridae
Gene: CSNK2B
Product: casein kinase 2 beta
Exons: 7
Coding region: 112-759 (215 amino acids)
Cellular component (GO): cytoplasm; protein kinase CK2 complex
Molecular function (GO): protein kinase regulator activity
Source: RefSeq, a predicted model, not a curated record
AUGGCACUUGGAUAAAGGAUUAACAUUAAAAAAGUGUUGAGGGUGAUAUUAAAGCUACAGCUCCAUAACGUCCUAAGUUAAAUUCUCGGAAGUCCUAAAAAAGAUACAAAAAUGAGUAGCUCAGAAGAAGUAUCCUGGAUUUCUUGGUUCUGUGGCCUGCGUGGGAAUGAAUUUUUUUGUGAAGUGGAUGAAGAUUACAUUCAGGAUAAGUUUAACCUCACCGGUCUGAACGAACAGGUUCCGCAUUACCGUCAAGCACUAGAUAUGAUCCUUGACUUGGAGCCAGAUGAAGAACUGGAGGAUAAUCCAAACCAAAGUGAUCUUAUAGAACAGGCAGCAGAGAUGUUGUAUGGACUGAUCCAUGCACGUUAUAUCCUCACAAACAGGGGUAUUGCUCAGAUGCUUGAGAAGUAUCAGCAAGGUGACUUUGGAUACUGUCCCAGAGUAUACUGUGAAAAUCAGCCAAUGCUUCCCAUAGGUUUGUCGGACAUCCCAGGAGAGGCUAUGGUCAAACUUUAUUGUCCCAAAUGUAUGGAUGUGUACACCCCCAAAUCUUCACGUCAUCACCACACAGAUGGAGCUUACUUUGGCACAGGAUUCCCCCAUAUGCUUUUUAUGGUGCAUCCUGAGUACAGACCUAAAAGACCAGCCAACCAAUUUGUUCCUAGGCUAUAUGGAUUCAAAAUUCACCCUAUGGCAUACCAACUGCAGCUUCAAGCAGCAAGCAAUUUCAAGAGUCCAGUCAAAAACAUCCGCUGAUAGACUACUGAUUGGCCAUUCAUUAUGUACUGUACUAUCUUUUAAGACCAGUGGGAAGAAAUUAGGAAGACAUAUAUGGCCUUUUUUUUGUGAAUUUGGAAAAGAUGCCUUGGAACUCUCUCUUCCCGGUGUCAGAUGUUGAAAUUCUUUUCAAUGUAAUUUAAGUAAUAUUUCAGUUUAUGUAAUUUUUCCUCUGAAAAUUGUAUUCUAAGAACAGUCAGCGAUGAAAAAAGCAAACAGCAUGUGAUACAAUUGUCAGAAUUUAAAGCUAAGAAACCUGAGAUGUUAAGGAGUUGUCAAUUUAUAUUUUUAAUGGCAUUCACAUGAGGAUAGUAUUGAACCAGUUACCAUUGUCCAAAUUGGUUAUUAAAAUUCCUGGUUAAGACGACUGAGCCACUAGUUUAAAGUAAUUUUCUUCCUUUUUUAAGGGAAGAAUGAGUGAUUACACUUAAGUCCUGUAGACUUACUUUCAAAAUGUAUUUUUAAAAUUUGUCUCUAGUUAAAGUGGCAGUGCCCCACUUUUACUUUAGGUGUCAUCUUCCUGUGUGGUUAGCAGAGGUUUUAACUGCUCUGAACACAGUACAUGGUACAGAUUCCUUUGGAAAGAUGUAUAAAAUAAAAUGCUUAGAAAUUACUGUACAGAUUAGAAUUUGUCUCCAAUUAAAGCUACUACUGUUUUUGGAAGUA